Aureobasidium vineae is the source of this 3237-nucleotide messenger RNA. NCBI's taxonomy places the organism in Eukaryota, Fungi, Ascomycota, Dothideomycetes, Dothideales, Saccotheciaceae. The record is from the annotation of a GenBank genome assembly.
AUGGCACCUGACUGGAAGCAGACAGCUGCUGAGAAACGCGACUCCGUUCUCGCUCUUAUACCUGAGGAAUGGCGUAUCCCUGCACCACCAUCUGCGGAAGAGCAAAGAGAUGUCACUGGCAAGUUCGUCCAGCAGUAUCUGGAUCCCAAAGAGAUUGAGAUCACCGAGACAGAAGCUGUUGAGAUUGUCAAGAAGACUAGUACUGGUGAAUGGACUGCCGUUGAGGUCACGAAAGCUUUCUGCCAUCGCAGUGCAAUUGCCCAUCAACUAAUUUUCUAUGACGCUGCAAUCGAGUCUGCUCAGAAACUUGACCACUACCUUGCAAACCACAAAAAGCCAAUUGGACCUCUUCACGGUUUGCCUGUAUCGCUCAAGGACCAAUUCCACGUCAAAGGAGUCGAAACUCACAUGGGUUACGUUGGAUGGAUUGGUACUUUUCAAGGCGAGAAGGGGACAGGUAAGGAGAAAGUAUAUGAAUCUGAGAUGGUCAAGGAAUUACGCAACUUGGGCGCUGUUCUCUUCGUGAAAACAGCCGUACCGCACACACUGAUGUGCGGUGAAACAACAAACAACAUUAUUGAAUACUGCUGGAAUCCUACGAACAGAAAUCUUAGUGCUGGUGGUAGCUCUGGUGGUGAGGGUGCUCUCAUUUCGCUGAGGGGUAGCCCUCUUGGCUGGGGUACCGACAUUGGCGGAAGUAUCAGAAUUCCUGCUGCGUUCAAUGGACUUUUUGGCUUGAGACCAAGUGCCGGUAGGAUGCCUUAUGAAGGAAUGGCCAACUCGUUCGAUGGAGCCCCGAGUAUUCUCAGCGUCGUUGGACCCUUGUCAUCGUCAUCUACUGGUCUCAAAUUGGCUGUGCAGUCUAUUCUGCAGACUGAACCGUGGCAGCACGACCCACGUGUACACCCCAUACCUUGGAGGACUGAACAGGAGGAGACGGUCAAAAAGCUAGCACAGGAGAAAAAGCUCACGUUUGCAGUUUUGAGACAUGAUGGAAACUGCGCUCCUCACCCUCCAAUUAAGAGAGCUCUUGACGAAACUGUCCAAAAAUUGGAAUCUCUCGGUCACAAGAUCAUUGAGUGGCAACCGCCCAGCCAUGGCAAGCUCGAAGAUAUCUGCACCAAGUCUUGGAACUACGAUGGCGGUACAGACGCUGCGAAGGCCUUUGCCCUCAGUGGAGAGGAUCCCAAGCCUAACAUCAUGUUCGAGCAGUCAUCUCAAGCCAACGCUACGGAUAUUAUGCGUAACCAAGUCAACAAGAGAGAUGCCGAGAAGGAGUACAUGGAGUACUGGAACUCGACCAGUAAAUUGACCGGCACUGGUCGUCCGGUGGAUGCUAUCAUCAGUCCCCUCGCGCCCUUUGCCGCAGCUCGUCCUAACAAGUACACCUCGUACAGCUACUCGGUGUGGGUAAACGUGCUUGACUACACCUCUGUGGUCGUACCAGUCACCAAGACGUCGAAUGACAGCUCUUGGAUUGCACCACCGCCUCGACUCGACCCACGACUGAGCAGAAAAAACCAUGGCAGAAGCGUCGAGCCAGACGCCGGCCACGGUGUCGACUCCCUCGUCGUCGGCCGCCGGCACCGUGACAGGGCCUCAGGCCUCUGCAUCGCACGACCACUCGGUCAAUGGCAGCCAGCACGACGGAGACAACAGCUUGGACUCGUCGACCAAGGCCCCAAGGACCGCAACUGCCCAUUCUGCAACCAAGCCUUCACCUCUUCCUCCCUCGGCCGUCAUUUGGAUCUCUACAUUAAGCCCAAGCCGGCCGAUGGCAUCCACGACGUCGAAAAGAUCAAGGUCAUGCGAGGCGGCAUCACGAGACGCCAGCCGAGAAACAGUCUGAGGGCCAGUGCAAACAACAACAGCAGGCUCCAACACGACGAAGAUGCCGCCAGCGACCGCGGCACUCCGACCGGCCAGUGGGGUCGUCGGAUGACCAUUUCGUCCCAGGACACAGCUGGCGGCGCCUCGAGCGCCAUGGGCGGUACUGGCGUUAUCAACAACCUCCCGCCACGCAUGUCUGAUGUCUCGUCGUCCAACAUGAGCCCCGCCCUGCAGCGCUCCUCGCAACAAAAAGACCAAGAAUCCCAGGACAAUGCAAAGGCUGCCGAGUUGGCUCUGCGUGAACUACUCGACAGUCUCGAGGCUGCUAGACGCCGAGUGUCGCACCAGGAUGUUUUCAACUUCGACUUCUGCUCCAUGAACUUCCCCUCGCUCUGCCUGCACGCGCUUCCCGCUCCCCAAACCCUCUUCUCCAUGACGCCCUUUGCUAGCAGUGACUCGUGGUCCCUCGACGUUCCCUCGGAUGCCCAGCUCGAUGCCCUCCAACGCCAGAUCACACAACAUGUCCGCAGACUACAGAUGCAUCUGCAGGCCGCCUGGAAUAAUUGGUCUCCCCUCUCGGACAAAGACAAAAGCUCAACUUGGGGCAUUGAAAUUUUGCGUGCCUUUGCUCGUGCCGAUCAGCGCUCAAAAGAGAAGGAGGAGGAAUUGGUCAAAGCACAACAAGAGAUCGCCCAGAUCAAAGAGCAGUUUGCUCGUAUGAGCAAUCUUCAAUUGCCCCGCGAGUUCAUGCUGCAGCCGCCCGUCUCUCUACCUCUCGACCCUGCCAUCGUCUCGGACAUGUUGACCAAGGACCAAUCUCGCGACUGGGACUACGACCGUAUAAUCGGCAGAUGGAGGGGCGCCGUUAAGGCCGGCAAGCUUGGAGGUGCUGCCGUCAGCCUGCAACCUACACCGAAUGAGCAGCCUGCCAUCUCGACCCCAUCGGGUCCCUCUACUGCUUUAGUAAGAAACACCCACCCCGCUCCAGCUCAGCUGCCUGCAACCUCUCCCUACGAUACCAGAGUCAACCAGACUCCUCUCCAGAACGGACAUGCAUCUGCCCAUGGACCCGCCUCUCGUCAACUCGGCGCCCACCAGAUUGACGACGACGAAGAUGCUGACGCUGAUGCCGACGCCGAUGCUGAUGCAGACGCUGACGCUGAUGCAGAUGCAGAUGCCGAUGCCGACGGUGAAGAUGCCCCAAUGGGCAACGCACCGCACUGGGGCUCUCACCCUCAGCACAGCUUCGGUAGCGACACCCACAUGGGCGGCAUGACCAACGCUAACGGCAAGCGUCCUCCUCCUCCCUUUGAUCGUUCCAACUCCAAGAACGCGAAGAUGUACCAUGAUAGCCCGCUUCCUUCCGACACUGACGUCUUUGGGACCCGUGCCGUCGGUCAGGUUUAG